ACACCGGUACAUGGAACUUUCCCCGCGGAGAGGGUUAAGCGGAUAACGCGAACGAAGAGAGAGUGGUCCUGCAGCAAGGUUAGACUUGCGAGAAUGGUGGGUAACGUGCCCAGCGGAUGGAUGAGGAAAAUUCUCCUCUUCCUGGUGUUGAUGACUGGGGUUCUACUUAUCGCCAUGUACGCACACGCUCCGCCGCUCGUCUCUCUUCAGCCGUUCUCGUCUCGACGGACAUUCCAGAGUCCGUGGUCCUGGGCCUGCGUUGCUGGUCGCUGCGAGAGGAGAGCAGUCCGAUCUUCGAGAACAUCUCUGGCGAGUUGUAUCGCUCUUUGCGGUGGUAACACUCGUCUGCUUUGGCCAAGGCCAACCGGAAACGUGGUUCUAGGGGAUGAUAGUAUUAUCAUACAACUGCAUCAGAUAGAAUUCGUCACGGUGAAUACCAGCGAUCAGGAGACGAAGAACUUGUUGGAGCAUGCGAAGGAUGUCUUCGUCGGCAACAUCAGAAGCCUAAUAAAGAUUCCAAACGCGAAGAGCAGGUCCGGAGUGGACAGCUUCGUGAUCUACCUGUCGGCCGGGAACGGUCGUCCAGUGGGUCCGAACCUGGACACGGACGAGUCCUACACUCUGGAGUUAAACACCAAAGGGAGAACCUUGGAGGCACGAAUAAGCGCGAAAAGUUACUUCGGUGCCAGACACGGUCUGGAGACGCUGGGCCAGAUGAUUUGGUGGGACGAGACUGCGGGAAGGGAGGGUGCUCUUAGGGUGCUGUCCCACGCCUCCGUUGAGGACAAACCGAUGUUCCCUUAUCGAGGUUUGCUGGUGGAUACCGGCAGACAAUUCUUCUCUAUCGAACGGCUGAAGCGCGUGAUCGAUGGAAUGGCGGCGUCGAAAUUGAACACGUUCCAUUGGCACCUGACCGACUCGCAGAGCUUCCCGUUCGACUCGGCACAAUUCCCAGAAAUGGCCAGAUGGGGAGCCUAUAGCGGUGAUCAGAUUUACACGCCCGAUGACGUGAAGGAUCUCGCGGAUUACGCGAGGAUCCGGGGCAUCAGGGUGCUCGUCGAGAUCGAUUCACCCGCCCACGCUGGCGCUGGAUGGCAAUGGGGGACGGAGUACGGUUACGGGGAGCUGGCACUCUGCGUUGAUCAGCAGCCAUGGUCGUCGUAUUGCGGCGAGCCGAAUUGCGGCCAGUUGAAUCCCAUCAACGAGCACUCCUACAGAAUACUAGAGGGAUUAUACCGUGAGUUGCUGGACCUAACCGAGAUCCGCGACAUCGUGCACCUCGGUGGUGACGAGGUAAACUUGGACUGUUGGGCCCAAUACGGUAACAUCACAGCAGCGAUGCAGGCGCAGAACAUGACCGAUCAUCACGCGAUGUGGGCGGAGUUUGAGACGAAGAUCACGCAGAGGCUGGUCAAGGCCAACCACGACCAGGUUCCGAAGGCUGUGAUUCUGUGGAGUUCACCGUUGACGAAGAGACCGUAUAUCACCAUGUACUUCGAUCCUAAGAUCCACGUGAUCCAAUCAUGGGGAGGAAGCAACUGGCCGGAGACGCCUGAUCUUCUGGAGGAUGGCUUCAGGGUGAUCGUGUCGCACGUGGACGCUUGGUACCUGGAUUGCGGGUUCGGCAGGUGGAGGGAAACUGGAGAAGCUGCCUGUGGCGAAUACCGCACCUGGCAGACCGUUUAUAAUCAUCGUCCUUGGCGGGACUAUCCUCAGCAACACCUGAAUCUGGUUCUGGGAGGGGAGGCUGCUAUCUGGAGCGAGCAAACUGGAGACGCGUCCUUAGGACCUCGACUAUGGCCUAGAGCGUCCGCUCUUGCUGAAAGAUUAUGGAGCGACUUACCAACCUACGGCUACUCCACGGACGAAAGCGUGUAUACGAGGCUAGCGGCCCACAUGGAGGUGCUAACGAGUCGAGGUCUGAAGACGGAAGCAAUGUGGCCCCAGUGGUGUUCCCAGAACCCCGGCAAAUGUCUCUGACCGUUCGCUAGGCCGGAAACGAUUGCUAAAUCCUUCGACUGGAAUUGUACGCACGGGUGCGACAAAGAGAAACGGUUCUAUCUGCCAUUUUCUGAUCCUCUGAUAGCCUCUGCGAGACACCUUAUCAUCGAGGACGAAGACUUGAAUAAUUUGUUCGUGAUCUAUGAAUCACUGAUUACCCGAUAACGUUUCUGCCAGUCCUUGAACGAGCUAACACUAUGUACAGAAUGCUGAUUCACGCAGAUGUGACAUACGUAGGUCCACCUAUGGUUAGGUGGCCUCGGUGAUGUGGCACCGGAAACAGGCGCGUCGAGGAAGAUGUUCAUGUUUGCGUUUCAAUGACCAUGUUCACGUCGAUCAUGCGAAUUCUAACUCGAGGUGUCUGAGUCAGCAAGAGGAUCUAGUUCGUAGGAGAUUUACUUAAACGAAUUGAAAUGAAAAAGGGGAAGGAACUUCUCGAGCGUUUAUGCGUUUCUUUCUGCCGAAUACACAUGGCACAAUGAUACGUUCUCGGGUUUUUCUGUUUCAACGCAUUCGCAUCUAUAGGGAUUUGAACAUUUGUGUUUCUGUAGCUACAAAGAUCGAAAAGGAUAGGAUGUUUUAUUGAGAUUUUAUUGUAGAAGUAGCGGACAGAUUAUAGAAUCAAUUGUCUAGGAAGAUGUUAUGUAUUUAAAAAUUUGAGAACUUCAAAAUUUUUACUCUUUGAUACGACUAAUAAAUAAAUUAUUUUGAGUAUCGGUUCUUAUUGACUCAUCCUGUAUACUGAUCAUGUGCAUGUGUCCAAGAAGUUUAAAUGUGCUUUUCUGAUGCAAAUGCGUUGAAGACAGAAAGAACACGGUAUACUCGACUAUGUUUCCGAGUAAGCGACCAGUACAUAAGCGAAGCACGACAAGAUGAACUAACAGGUCAAUUCAAAGAAUUCACGAGCGCGAAGUUGUCGCGCGACGCCUUGUUGUAGCUCGAUGCCAUACUUUUCGUUCGAAGUGCCUUUCCGAUGUAAUCUACUCGCGAUGCCUGAACGCAUCAUCGUUGCUGUACGAUUUCACGUGUGAACACCGUGCGCGUUCCUAGAUGAAUCUUGGUGACGGAUACUGAGAUUAUACUGAUCGUCGUUCACAAAUGGACGAUAGAAAAUUCAGUACGUUCCGUAUACAGGAACUUUUCUUUGACAUUAUCAUUUUGAUGGACCAUUGAUUAUGCUUUGUUCACGUAGAAAUUUUUUGGAUAUCAGUCAUAAGAUUCCACGAAUACUACAGAGGCAGUAGUACUUAAAUAUCCUAGGACUUGUGCCUAGGAGUUAAUACUCCUCCACAAUAACGCUAUGAAACUAGACGUAAAAUUAACAAUCGUUUUAAAAAUUAUACUUCAAGUUACUUUUGAAUUGUCAUAGAGCAAAGCAUAAAAAGUAUCGGUCAAAAUGACAAUAUCAAGGAUAUUUCACACACGUUAUUAACGAAACUUCUAAAAUAAUCCUGUCGCCAGGAAAAGAGAAUACAAUGUUGUCAUGGGACAACGAAACGUGGCUAUCGAAACACGAGAAUAGCGCGAUUCGCGUAGGCUUCCCUCUUUAAACUGCCACAUUUAGGUCCUAACUGUAGAAUUAAUACAAAAAAUUAAGACAAGGAAUUUUCAUGGAAACAAAUGUUACGGUAUUUCUUUUUUGGUAACGAAUACGGGCUGAACCCAGACGGAUCCAUGUUCAAUGAGAUUACUUUGCAUCUUCAACCCGUUGCGGUUCAUCCUGUAUCUUCGAGUAAAAUAUACUUUGUACGACUAUGCCACUUCCAUUUGUACCGAGAAUAUGAAGGGAAACCGAUCGCAGAGUUCAUCGACAAACUUGAAUAAAAUGUUUCAUUUUUCGAUACGCUUUACACCGUUUUUUUGUGAAAUGUAAAGACGAGUUUAUGUUGGUAGAAAUUUGCGUUGUGCUCGGGAAAACCUAAUAGUUUUCCAAUUCUCAAGUAGAUAAAUAAAAUUUCGAAUUCGUCAUUCGAUGCACAACGCGAAUUUGUUCCACUGUGGGCCCGACUUAAACGAGAAAUCAAAGGAACGUUGUUUUUCUUGCAUCUGGUGAACAAGAUGGCCUAUUAAUACGAGUCGAGGAAAUUUGUAAAUACACGAUCACAGUUCGACGUAGGGAGCGACGUGCCCCAGAACACGUAGUUGAAUAAAUAAUUGAAUAGAAACUGGGAUAGCUGCGAAAAAAUUAAAUGAAUCGUCUGUACUUAUCGACACUUACCGACAUCGAUGGCUGUAAAAAGAAGUGAUGUUUAUGUUGGACCUGUUGGAUAGCGACCGCUAAAUCAUCCGCUGUACCCAUGCAUAUUCGAUAUUUCUAUAAAUAAUUAUAUAAUUUGAUUAUCGAAUUAUUUUAGAACGGUUCAUUAUGUCCUGUUUUGCAAAAUAUGAGUGUAAAAAUCGCAGAAGAAAAAGGUGUUGGUGAAUUAUUUUAAUUAUAGCGAUAAAAUUGUGAAGAGAUCAUCUUUUGUCAAAUUGUGGGCGGAUGAUUUCUCGUGUUGAUCCAUCAUUAACGCAAUCUGUUGUAAAAUGUGGUUGGUGUAAGUUUAACAUAAAACAGAUUUUGAAUACAAAA
Messenger RNA from Megachile rotundata (alfalfa leafcutting bee), 4573 nucleotides. RefSeq names its product fused lobes (gene fdl). Gene Ontology annotation, cellular component: plasma membrane. Gene Ontology annotation, biological process: protein deglycosylation; carbohydrate metabolic process; glycosaminoglycan metabolic process. The record is from RefSeq and is a predicted model, not a curated record. Gene Ontology annotation, molecular function: beta-N-acetylglucosaminidase activity. Lineage: Eukaryota; Metazoa; Arthropoda; Insecta; Hymenoptera; Megachilidae.